AUGCAGCAGACCUGUCAGCUCCCGCCCGGCCUCGACACCCUCCCCUCGGAGCUCAUCCUCGCCAUCCUCGCGCACCUCCCGCCGCCGCACAUCUCGCUCGGCAACGGCUCAGCCCCUUCGCAGCGCAACCCGCUCUUCGCCGUGCAGCGCACCUCGAAGCGCCUCGGCGCCGUCUGCGCGCCGAUCCUGUGGGACCGCCUCGAGAUGGACAUUGGGCCGGGCGCGCGCGGCGAGACGAGCAGGGUCGUGGCGCAGCUGCGGGCGUACCGCGAGCGGGCGCUCGGGUGCCGCAAGUUGCGGCUCGAGUCGUUCGACUGGGCCUUCUUGCUGCCGUGUGUCGCCGAGGGGGAACGGCUCUUGCCCGACGUCGAGGACGUCGAGCUGUACCAGACGAUGCCCAUGUCGCUCGACGUCGUCGCGCGCUUUCGCAAACAGCGCAGUCUCGCCGUCGACUACUCCGAGCUCCGUCCCUCGCCGACCCACGUCACGUUCGCCCACCUCGCGCGCAUGAGCCUCGCCGACGUGUUGAUCCGCCUCGUCCCCUUCCAGUCCUCCUCCUUCUUUGACACCUCGACCCUCCCCUCUCUGCGCCAGCUCCGCCUCGGCUUCAUCUACGUCGAGCGUCCCUCUCGGAGCGGCGACGACGGCGACGCGCCCGUCUUCUCGCCGAGCCUCGUCGAGCAGCUCGACCAGGUCCACCUCGAGCUCUCGCACGCGUCGAGCCUGUGCGCCGACGUCCUCCCCCUCGAGGCGCUCACGCCCGACGCGCCCGUCCUGUGGCACGCCGCGCUUGCACCGGGCCGGGCGACGACUCGUCCCGCCGCACGUCGGCCGCCGCCGGGCGUCCACCUCGCCUUCCUGUGCGUGACCCUGCCGCGCCUCUCGACGUUCGAGGAGGACGACGCCGAGUUCGACCCCGUCGCGUCCCUGCGCGCCCUCGUCGCCGCACACCCGUACCUCCGCCUCGCCCUCGUCCCCCUCUCGCUGUGGCAGCUCGAGCACGGCGCCGGCGACGGGCCGGGCUCAGAGCUGGCGCCGCUCGUCGCCGAGUGCGCCGCGCGCGGGCUCGCCCUGAGGCCGUACGAUCCGCAGCGGGAGCGCGAGGGGUUCGUGCCGAGGGAGGCGGUGCAGUUCUGGCGCGAGGAGAAGGAGCAGGAGGAGGUUGGGAGGAUGUAG
This is a messenger RNA of Rhodotorula graminis WP1, 1176 nucleotides long. RefSeq lists its product as uncharacterized. Bases 1 to 1176 code for a protein of 391 amino acids. The record is from RefSeq and is a predicted model, not a curated record. The transcript has 2 exons. Lineage: Eukaryota; Fungi; Basidiomycota; Microbotryomycetes; Sporidiobolales; Sporidiobolaceae.